GGAGGGAGAAUCGCCGAGAACCUCAACUGCGCAUGGGCAGGAUGGCAAGCGCCCUCACACUCGGGAGCGCGAGGCCAGAGCGUCCUAACAUUGCCGUGACAACCAUCUUCUCACCCAAUCAGAAACCUAGCUGACGCUUGGACCAAUGGGACUGAAGUAUAUAAUGAUUGACAGGAACGAGAAGUGGAGAGGCGGGGCCUUCGGGAUGUAUUUCAACUAAUAAGAAGGCAGGCGGUAGUAAUCAGGGUAGGUGGGGGGGAGGGUGUAGGUUGGUUGAGAGUGUUACGGGGUGAGUUGGAGAGUUGGGGAAUAAAGCGAGGAGAGGAAGGGAGCAGGGUCAGGUCCCCUGCUUCAUUCAGUUCUUUGAUGAAGGCAUCAGCUGUGCUGCAAAAAUAUGGAUCCUUUGAAGAAGUGGAGCAGGAGACAGAAGAGUCAGAUAAGAAAGAUGUAACUGAACUAAACUUUUUACCAAGAGAACUAGAAAGAGAAGAUAAUGCCUUGGACACCAUACACCAGGAUACAGUGGGAUGUGAAGAGAAGAAAAGGAGAAUUCAAGAUCCUAACAUAUCCAUGAAAAAGAAAAGAAAGAGAAAGAGACCUGUGAUAAAUCUGACCAACUGUAAGUAUGAGAGUGUGCGUCGGGCUGCUCAGCAGUAUGGCUUACGGGAAGCAGGGGAGAAUGAUGAGUGGAAUCUCUAUUGGACAGACUAUUCAGUCUCACUGGAUCGGGUAAUGGAAAUGAAAAGUUACCAGAAAAUCAACCACUUCCCUGGGAUGAGUGAAAUCUGUAGGAAGGAUUUGCUGGCCAGGAACAUGAGCAGGAUGCUAAAGCUCUUUCCAAAAGAAUUUAACUUCUUUCCCAGGACCUGGUGUCUUCCUGCUGACUACGGAGAUUUGCAGACCUAUAGCAGAUCAAGGAAACAUAAGACAUACAUCUGUAAGCCCGACUCCGGCUGUCAGGGUAGAGGCAUCUUCAUCACCAGAUCUGUGAAAGACAUAAAACCCGGAGAGGAUAUGAUCUGCCAGCUCUACAUCUCAAGACCUUUUAUUAUUGAUCGUUUUAAGUUUGAUCUGAGGAUUUACGUGCUGGUGACAUCAUGUGACCCCCUGAGGAUAUUUGUCUAUAAUGAGGGCCUUGCACGCUUUGCUACAUCAGCCUACUCUGAUCCCUCACACAGCAAUCUGGAUGAUAUCUGCAUGCACCUGACUAAUUAUUCCAUUAACAAGCACAGUACUAAUUUUGUCCAAGAUGAAGAUUCUGGAAGUAAGAGGAAGCUCUCCACCUUUAAUAAGUACAUGCAGAAACAUGGCUAUGAUAUUGACCAGAUGUGGCUGGAUAUAGAAGAUGUUAUUAUUAAAACCUUGAUAUCAGCACAUCCUAUUAUCAAACAUAACUAUCACACUUGCUUCCCCAACCACACUGUGGGUAGCGCUUGCUUUGAAAUAUUAGGAUUUGAUAUUCUAUUGGAUCACAAACUCAAACCCUGGUUGCUUGAGGUGAAUCACUCUCCAAGCUUCACCACUGACUCCUGGUUAGACAAAGAAGUGAAGGACCAGUUGCUGUAUGACACUUUGGUUCUGAUAAAUUUAGGGGCCUGUGACAAGAGAAAAAUCCUAGAAGAAGAGAAACGUCGAGGAAAGGAGAGACUCCUGAAGCAAUGCCGUUCUCGAGAGACCAGGGCUGAGGAGUAUAGGAACUGCCAGACCACUUGGUUGAAACAAGCUGAGAAAUAUGAGGAGAAUAACAUAGGUGGUUUUCGCAGAAUUUACCCCAAAUCUGAUUUGGACAAAUAUGAUAAGUUUUUCCAGCACAACAAUUCACUUUUUCAGGAGACUGCAGCUUCUAGAGCACGAGAAGAACAUGCUAGGCAGCAGCUACAGGAGCUGCGAAUGAAGCAUGAGCAAAAACCAGCCCAUUUGCAAGAGAAGAAGACAGAGCUUCUGGGGGAGUCUGGAUCUGAGAAGAUAAAGACUUUCACACAGAAGUUAGUGAGCAGGGCAGCUACAGCACAAGGAUUAAGACAGCAUUAUCUUUGUUCAGAGUCAGGACCUGGUGCUCCUCGCCUGCUUCACAGUUUCUCAGGUGAAAAAGAAACAAAAAAAGAAUUGGUUAAUGGGGAAUCAAGCAUCCCACCAAAAGAGCACCCCAACACUCACGUGUAUUCAAAUGCACCUGAAAAACAAACGGUACAGCACUGCAGCUCCAUGCCAAACUUGACAGUGCAGAAUUCAACUAGUGCUCCGGACCAGUACAACUCCAACCAUGACCUGAGGGACCGCACAGUACAUGGUCAUCACUCUGCAGCAGAUAUGGACAUCAGAUUAAUACUCCAAACACCAGUGGAUUCUUCCAAAGUAUCAGAUAAUCCAAUUCAUUGUUCUUCAAAACCUUUCCCAACAUUGGCUCAACCUCGGACUGCAAUCACAACAGCAACUGACGUGGUUUACUGUGAAAGCAUAGUCACUCAGAAUUUGGUGCCAUUUGGAUACCAGAGAGAGCAACUCCCACCCCAUGUCAGGGAGAACUUGACCUCAUACUCAAAAGUCCAUAGACCACACAAAAACUUGUUAGAGUACGAAAUAGAAAAGAAACCUAUCUUGGUGUCAAAAUUCUUCAGCAAACUCAAUUUCACACCGGGAGACAAGGCUGUAAUAUUCCCUUUUCGCCACCACCCUCAUCUCAUCAGUAGAACACAAAGUGCUUUCCACUCCAGGAGAAUCCAUCUGAGUAGCAGAAACUCCACAGACAAGAGACAAACACAACUUCAGAGUGCUCAAACAGUUUUCCAAAAAACAAAUUGUCACCAGUUCAGCCUUCAGGACCUUUUGGUAAUCUCCACCCCAGGUCACGUGGACCCGCGACCUAGGAAAAACAAUACCCUAACUUCAGGGGAUAUUCCAACGGGCAGGAAUAGCAAUGAACUCCUGCAGUGAUCUGGGACAGGGAGGCAGAACACAGAAGGUACAUUCCAGGGAGAGAGAGAGCAGAUUUGAGGUUGCUACAGCAGGCCUGAGCAGAACUGCAGCAGUGUUUUGCCUCCUGAAGUCUGAGAGAUGCUCACUCCUGUAGAUAAUCUGUUCAUCAGGAACUGACAGAAACAUUUUGUUGUUUCUUUUCAAAUAUACUCCUUGGUGAUUGCCUCCAGUUAUACGGCUUCCAUAGCAUGAAACAUCAAUGUGUCACCAAUGACAUUUGCAUUCAAAAAAAAAAAGUCAGGAGUUUGUGGGUGUCUUGAUGUGAAACUGUCAUGCUGGAACUUAAUGUACAUCUCCCUUUGGCAGUGUCUGCUUACUGCCAACUCUUGUUUUAGUUUAGUGAAAAAUUCUUUUGUAAGAAGAAUUCCAGUGUGAUGUCUGCUCUAUUCAACUGAACAUCAGCCAGUAAGGGGAAAAUUCCGUGCACUGAAUUUCAGCUGCACAACUAAUAUCAGCUGGAACUGCACAGAUGAAUCCUUGCAGCAUAAUUUGAAAAUUUACCCUGAAAUGUGCAGGACAUACUUAUUUUAGCUAAUGUAGAGUGAAGUUGCAGUCCUGACUUUUAACAAGAAUUCAGAGAAAAUAAAAAUGGGCAGUGUAGUGUAGAAGGGGUUUUACUUUUCAGGGCCACAGAAAGCAAAGGCAGAAAGCUGAAACAAAAAACACAAUAGGUUCAUGCUGUGGCAGAGUAGUGAAGAUAUGUGAAGUCACUUUCUAUAUUGGCAGAAGAAGUUUUCCAUUAAUGUAGUUAAUCCACCCCUCUGAGGGCUGGUAGCUAGGUGUACAGAAAUAUUCUUCCACUGACCUAGCUGCGCCUACAUUGGAGGUUUGGUUGACCUCGCUACGACGCACAAGGCACAAAACUUUUCAUAACUCUGAGCGAUGUAGCUACGUCGAUCUACAUUUUUAAGUGUAGAUUCCCCCAAACGUGAUGUUGCAGGUCUUCAGUGCUCUCAGAGAGUACUCAACCCUCAUAAAAAUGCCCUUUGUUGGCCUAGUCUCCAUCUGAUUAGUGGGGACAAGGUCUAAAAUCACUGAAGUUAAUUCACUGAAUGGGGCUGCUUCUUUUUCAAGUUGUGUUUCUGAACAUGCAUGUUUGAUAAUAAAAUUUGUAAUAGCAAUGGCUACUCAGAUCAUGCUGAAAGCCGUAAUACAGAGAGGAUGGAUGGCUGACUGGACAUAUGGAUGUGGUAUGGGACACAAGGAUUGGAAACAUGAGUACUGCUAGGUAGGAAAUACAUUUGUCUAUUGGAGAUGUGCUAAGAUCUUUCACCUUUUCAUAAUGGAAAGUCUUUUAAAUAUUGCAGUUGUAAACAAGGACACCCCCCCAGCUGAUUAUUAAUUAUCAUAUCUAAUGCCAACAGCACUCUGCAGAUCUGCAAGAAGGCUCUCGCCCUUCCCAGUGGGCUUACAGUUCAAGCAGUGAUUUCUACAAGCAUUGAUUUCAUUGGCAGUUUUACCCAAGUAAGGAAUGCAGGUUUAGGCCCUAAGCUCACAGGGCUAAAUCCUCUGGUCUAAACCACCUUUGAGCUUGCAGUGCUCUCCAGUGAGGCCUGCAGUGAUCUCCAGCACAAGUUUAAAAAUCCCAAGAGCUGCUCUAAGCUGCAUUAGCUUGUAGUAGCCCCCAAGGAGUCUAUACACCUGUAAGGUUCAUUGGAGCACAGUGCAUUUAGGUCUUGCCCCGUACUUGAGGAGGCACGCGGGCCCUGGCACAGAACCAGCUAGUCUAGCCUUAAACCAUCUGAGGAUUGCUCCAUACCAAGGGAAUUCUCAGCCCCAUCAGCUUUAUAGCAACUGAGGAUUCACGCAGGCCAAGGGAAUCCCUACUGGCACAGUUAGAGGGUGCAGUUUUAAGAUCUCUUUGCACCAUGUUCCAGGAUUGGUCCCAUAGCAACCAAUUCCAAGUUAUUUCACACGUUUUCCUCAAUAGGAAUAGAAGUGUAAAUAAAAGGAACAAGAAGAUUUCUCCAGAAUAGAGAGGAACCUAGCCUGAGCAAGUGAGAUCUAGAUGAUACUUACUAUUCAUCAUUUUACAGUGCCUAAAGAUGUGGUAGAGCCGAAUACAAGUAGAAAGAGAAUUUACAGUAUCAUAUUAGACAUGACAGAACAGCUGGGUAUAUUUAAUAGUAUGGGAGGGUGGAGGUGAGGAAGAUCAAGAAUUCCAGCAACAAGACUUAAUUUCUUGAAUUAGGCUCAUGUAAUGGAAUUUCUACCAGCAGGAGGAAGAGGUUAUUUUCUUUAGUAGUUAAUAUUAUUAGCGGUUAUAGGCUCCCUUAUUGUGGGGUAUUACAGAAGGCUAUUUUAAGCCUACGUAGUCUCUUAAUGAUCUUUGUUCUUUUACGAUAUUAAAGGGAAUAUUUCCAGGGAGAAUAUUUAACUAUCUGAGAAACAGUGUUUGUUCUUACAAUUGGGAACGUUCAGAGGUGGUCCAAAGGGGAGAUCAAUUUUUUAACUUCUAAUUCCCCGCCACCCUUCCUUCGCACACAUUCCUGGUCUGAUCUAGGUCGAGAUAGUUGUAGGAAAAGAGGCUCCAAGGAAAGCAAGGAGGAACUUCUAGGACAUGAUCUUUGCAACAAGCAGUUUCUUUGGAAUUGGAAACCUGUCUUCUACGUUAGGGUUCAUUGGGCUAUUGCUCAGGAACAGCAUCACUUCAAAGCAAUCUUUUCCUUAAAGGCAUCAACAAUAUGUAUUGAGGCCCUUCCCUCUGGGAGGGGCUUGAAUUUGCAUGGACUUUCAACAUGAUUAUAACAAUCAAGGCAGAGCUGGCUCUAAUUAAAUGUUAAAGAUGAAAUUGAAUGUUUUGAAAAAAUAUAUAUAUUAACCAUCACAUACCAUCCAGAGACUAGCUGUGGGCUUAAAAAGCACAAAUUAAAUACAUUUUUAAAACAAGAUCUUUGGAAAUCACAUUUCCUUGGCAAGUUCCAAGUUUGAUUCCAGAUUUCCCCUACAGACAGCACUUAAAGUCCCAAUCCAGCAAACAUGAGUUUUUGUGACAAUUGUCAUUAUUUUAGCUAUGGAUUUACCUCUCUUAUUUGGGAUAUGAAAUAAUUUUUAAUUUGUUUUUAGAAAAGCCUCUAUUUCACCAUUAUCAGUACAAAACCCCAGGACUAUAUGUUUCAAGCUGUGAAAUCAUUUUAAACAGAGCUAUUGAAUAAUAUUUAUCAGAUAAUUAUUUGUGAUGCCCCCCAUCAAUCAACAGAUAAAUGGUGUGAAUUUUUUCUCAAUGAUUUAACCAACAGAUCAUUAGCAACAGAUAGAUGUUAAGAUCUAAAAGCUACUAAUAGGGGCAUAUUAGAGACACAGAUUUAGGGCUGCCACAUCUUUAACUAUUUUGCAGUGAAUUAGAUUUGAUUAGCUUUUGGGAACAAUGGAAAAAUUCUUUUAGGAGUGACAUAGCUAAGUAGUGCUGAGCCUAGGUAAUAAAUGCACCUUUGUUUAAUUGCUGGACAUUAAAAUACUCUUGAAACAUCCUCUCAAAAACACUUAUUGCCAUUACCUAACUAAAAUUAACCUGGGAAAUGACAAAAAUACACCAGUUCUUCUGUUAACGAGCUGACAGAAACAAAGGAAUAUUUGCAGGUGAAAGAGCAAGUUCAGGGAGAUGCAUUUGGUGACAAAGGAUUACACAGCAAAAAAUGUAGUAUAAAAUACAGCAUUUUUAUUUUAAGCCUGUAACUGCAUGGCAUACUAAAAAAACUUGU
Gopherus flavomarginatus (Mexican gopher tortoise) is the source of this 6677-nucleotide messenger RNA. It is a transcript of the gene TTLL6, whose product is annotated as tubulin tyrosine ligase like 6. Bases 367 to 2934 code for a protein of 855 amino acids. Gene Ontology annotation, molecular function: tubulin-glutamic acid ligase activity; tubulin binding. Gene Ontology annotation, cellular component: cilium. The record is from RefSeq and is a predicted model, not a curated record. Lineage: Eukaryota; Metazoa; Chordata; Testudines; Testudinidae. Gene Ontology annotation, biological process: microtubule cytoskeleton organization; protein polyglutamylation. The transcript is spliced from 18 exons.